Messenger RNA from Rhodofomes roseus, 1152 nucleotides. RefSeq lists its product as uncharacterized. The record is from RefSeq and is a predicted model, not a curated record. The transcript is spliced from 4 exons. The coding region runs from base 165 to 965 and encodes 266 amino acids. Lineage: Eukaryota; Fungi; Basidiomycota; Agaricomycetes; Polyporales; Fomitopsidaceae.
GUUCAUGUUCGACUCGCGCGCCGCCGCGCCCUCAUCUUCUUCUCCUCAUCCCGCCCUUACUCCGGUACCUCGCGCCCUCAGGCAGGCCUGUCUUUACUCCUCUUUUCCUCCCCUGUACAAUACUCUCCCCUUCCUCUCGUCCCUUCUGAACCCAGAGCAGCAAGAUGCCCCGCUUAACCUUCCUCGCCGGCGUUUUCCUCGUCUCGCUUGGACUAGUGCCGCUCAUGACUACGUCUCGUGCUGCCGACAUCAGUGCCUUCCAAAGCUCUCUCGAACGGCGCUACACGACCCCCCACUCUCUUGGCAACAACUAUCGAUUCGACCCUAGGGAUGGAUGGCAAGCAGUCAACGUCACGAACCUGCAGUACAAGUACUCGCAAGCACAGACAGACGAGGACGAAGAUGUCGACGGCCCUGUAGUCCCCCGUGCCCACUCUCGGCGCUCAACCAAGAAGUCAACCAAGAAGGCCUCGAAAAAGACCUCGAAAAAGACGAACACGAAGGCUGCUUCCAAAGCUACUACGACAAGUUCGGCUUCCGGCGUCGGCGGCCUGGUGGGAUCUGUCAAGUCCAUCGUCGGAACCAUGAAAGCCGCUGGAGACUCGGAGCCUGUCACGAUUACCUGGUAUACCGGCCAUGACUUGGAAAACCCGAGCUGCUGGUCGAACCCUACCUGGGCGCCCACGGACGAUUCCAUGGUCUCAGCGGUCACGCUAGAUGGCUGGACGAAUCGACCUCAGUGCUUCAAGUUCGUUGAGCUCUGCCACACGAACCAGAAAUGCGUGUUUGUACGCAUCGUCGAUACCUGUGCAGGCUGUGCGCCUGGUUCGAAGCACGUCGACCUCACCAAGGCUGCCUUUUCAUCGCUUGCGGAUCUCAAUGAGGGGACACUCACGGUACAGAUGCGCCCGGCUACCGAUCCAUUGGAAGGAUGGCUGGAAAGUCUCUGGGGACCGAAGGCCUAAGAGCUGGUCACCGGGGCCGCGGCAACCCAUUGAAGAACCAGGACUAAGCUCGCGCUGGCACGCACAAGAUACUACGGACAACGUCAACGGACGACACCUCCUAGGAUGUAUCGAUAGACACUAGAUCUGUACUACCAUUCUGUGUAUUGUACUUUUGUCACUACGCCUUGAGCAACCUAUAUAUACU